GCCUCCAGGCUUCCAGCACAGUCCCCAGCAGACAGGGCUAACUGCCACCCUGCUCUGCGGGGGGCCAAGCCUCUCCUCCCCUGACCUGCACACCCCCACUCCCUCCCCAGGUUGGGUCCUUUCAGCUCCCCGGGCCCAGCUGAGCCCCACCGAGCUAAGGAAGGUGGCCGGUGAGGGUGCCUGGGGCCGGGCCAUUUGGGCUGGGGGAGACCGAUGGUCCCUGCAGAAGCACAUAGGCCGCCUGCCUCCCCGCGAGGUCCGCCUCCGCUCCCUCCAGCACCCCCUGUCUCCUGUCUCCGGGUCUCCGCAUCCCUCUCUCUCCUCCCAGCUGCCACACCCCGAGGCCGGGGCCCUGAGCCUGCCCCGCACAAGCCCUGCUGGGCAGCCCGCUGAGGUGGGGCAGGUCGGAGGGGUGGGCUGGAAGUGCGGCUCCGUGGGCCGGUCCCUGCAAAGGGCACCAGUGGAGGUCGGGUCGCCCUCUCCUCGAAUCCUUUCUCCCUGCCUGUCCACCCCAGUGUCUGCCCCCCCAAGUUGUGAUCACACCUUCCCGUCCGCCCCCACCCUGCAGCCUCUGAGGGCCCCCUCCUGACCCCACCUCUUAAGUUCCCUCAGAGGCUGACAGGGCCCUGAGAGGCUCCUGGCUUGGAAGCAGAAAGGCAGGUGGGGGGCAGGCCAGGUGGGGCGCAGGAGCCAGGCCUCCCCCCGGAGCUCCAAAUUUCCCAAGGGUUCCAGAGCCAGAGUCCAGGCCAGGCCAUAGAAGCCAGAGCUGACCCAUCCUGUGUCCUCCCAAUUCACUACCCAAGCAGGACGUCACACGCCAGGUCCUUAUGCUGUCCCUAGACUGUCAUCGUACAACCACUAACCUCACCCCCACCCAAGAACACCACCUCCGCCUCCACCUCCACCAGCAUCACGAGGGACCUGCUCAGAUCCAUGUGGGGGAGACCUGCAUCCAGGGAGAGGAACGCAUGAGGUCACUGGCCGGGAAGGGCAUGCCAUACGAGGCCAGGCCCAGCUUGCCCCUAAAAGAGCAACGAUCCGGCGGGCUGCGAGGCCUGGGUCCAUCGCGCCGCGCCGCGUGGGGCCGCUCGGAGUGGAGGCCGCCUGGGGGCGGGCGGGCUGGAGGCGCAGGUACAUGUGAAGAUUUCUUGGCAGCUUAGUGUGGAAACCAUUGAUCACCUUGCCGUCAUUUCUGCCUGUUCUGUGUCAGCAAGAGAGAGUGCCCAAAUGAGCAAGAUAGCCCAGCGGAACAGUACUCCGGGAAUAAGUGUUAUUCAUACUCAGGCUCAUGCUGGCGGCUUACAGCAGGUUCCUCAGCUGGUGCCUGCUGGCCCCGGGGGAGGAGGCAAAGCCGUGCCCCCAAGCAAGCAAAGCAAAAAGAGUUCGCCCAUGGAUCACAACAGUGAUGAGUAUCGUCAGCACAGAGAGAGGAACAACAUGGCUGUGAAAAAGAGCCGGUUGAAAAGCAAGCAGAAAGCACAGGAUACACUGCAGAGAGUGAAUCAGCUCAAAGAAGAGAAUGAACGUUUGGAAGCAAAAAAUAAAUUGCUGACUAAGGAAUUAAGUGUAUUGAAAGAUUUGUUUCUUGAGCACGCACACAACCUUGCAGAUAACGUGCAACCCACUAGCACUGAAAAUACAACUUCUGAUAAUGCAGGACAGUAGACCUCACCCCUUCCAAACUUCACAACUUGUGGCUUGAACGUUAAAGGUGUGACUACCUACAUCACUCAUAUCAAUGGCCGAACAUUGUCUUGUUCCAUUAUUCAAAGACCCACUGAAGGUUGUUUUCUAGGAUCAGCACUGAAGAGUUGAUUAGCUAAAAAUGUUAGCCAUGUACUUUGAAUAUCUAGUUUUAAAUGAUACGGAUUUUUUUGUGGGGAUAAAACCAAUUUUUGAGGUAUAUGGUAAAAAAAAAAAAAAAAAAGCCCUGGACCUUGAUAUUCUUAAUAAAUCCUCACUUCCCAAAAAAAAAAAAAAAGAGCAAUGAUCCAGCCAAAAAGAGAGGAUUCUGGGAUGCGGGGGCUGUUACAGAGUGGGGUGGGCAUGGCAGGGUGUGCCACACGCUUUCUCUCGCGAAUCCUCACCCUCAUUUCCCCUAGGUGACUGAGGCACCUUCCCAGAUGGUGCCAUUGCCUCCCAAGACAAUUCCUGCAUCUUUUUGUCCUCAUUCUCUGUGCACUAUGGCUGUACCUACUUCAUAGGUAUGAGGGAGGAGACUCAGGGAGGGGACAGUCCCUCAGCAGGUCAUAGGCACAGAAGCCCAGGUCUCACUGGUUCCAGGAUCCCAGGCAGGGUUCCUCCACACCUCCAAAAUGUGGGGGUGGUGGGGGCUGGGCAUGUCACUGGGUUCUUUUUCUGGAGCCCCUGGGAACAAGGCCCUGUUUUCCAGCUGGGAUUGCUGACUUGGUUGAUAUUAAUUUGAAGCUGCUAUUAUCAUCCUGUCACCAUGAAGGGAGUGAAGUUUACACCACAAAAGAGGGACAUCUACACUGAGGAAGACUGACAGAGAGAUGAAGAGAAACAGAUUCCUGAAGGCAUCCACUGAGCACCUGGAUCCAGCUAUGCCUGAAGCCUAUCCUCUCGUUUAUGUGAGGCAAUAAAUUCUCUUUGA
Molecule: messenger RNA, 2614 nt
Organism: Mirounga angustirostris (Northern elephant seal)
Lineage: Eukaryota; Metazoa; Chordata; Mammalia; Carnivora; Phocidae
Product: CCAAT/enhancer-binding protein gamma-like
Exons: 2
Coding region: 1228-1665 (145 amino acids)
Biological process (GO): regulation of transcription by RNA polymerase II; DNA-templated transcription
Molecular function (GO): DNA-binding transcription factor activity, RNA polymerase II-specific; RNA polymerase II cis-regulatory region sequence-specific DNA binding
Source: RefSeq, a predicted model, not a curated record